CUGCGACUUAUUUAGCAAUUGCAUUUUCGCUGCGCCGGCAAACUAAAAAGGUUCUGAGUUUCUUCUCCGCAAUCGCAAAUAUUAGAAUUCCAGCAAAAAUGUUGACCUCCGUCUUUGGUAUGCGGCUGAACACCUACGGUGUUGUUAUUGGAUGGCUGGGCGUGAUUUUCUCCUUCUUGGCCACGAUCCUUUUGUCCGUGGGCCUUGGAUUCGUUGAUGAAAUUGCGCAGCAGAUCGUCGACACCCAGAAAAAUACGGAAAUGACCCUCAGCGAGGUUCGCACCGUGCUCGUCAUACUUUUCAGUGUCUCCCUGGCCCUGAAGAUGAUCAAUCUCCUGGCCUCGGCCAUGUUGGUCCUUGGUACCGUUAAGGAACGCCAUCUGCUCCUGCUUCCUUGGCUGAUCAACAACGGAGUGAUGCUGGCCUUUGCGGUUAUCACCCAUAUUGGCCUGUGGGCCGAGAUCAUCGGAUCAUCGGUGCCCUUGUUCAACGCUCUUCCAAUUAUCUUGCUGUCUGUGCUGGUUCUUGUGCUCGGAUGGUAUCUCUACUACGGCAUCUACUCGCUCUUCAAGCAGAUCCAGGCGUCCAGUGAGAUCCAGCGCCCGCUGAUCCCGCCGGCAACCCACCAGACUAAUUCCUAUCCUAGCUAUACCAAGAUAUAAGCUCUUAUGCAAGCCUUUGACUGCAUCGCAUAAUUUUCGAAUGUUUUCAGUGAAGCUUUCUUAAGUAACCUAUUAUUCAUUGUUAGUAACACCAAAAUUUGGAACUAUAUUGUAAUUUCGAUGCAGCAAAGAAGGAAUAUUUCGAUGUACUUCUUAUAUAUCUACUUAUAUGCGUCUCUAUUUUUAUCUAUUCGAACGAAAUUGCCAAUUUCGAAAAUUCGAUUGGCCCUGAAAAUAUAUUUUGUAUACACACA
Messenger RNA from Drosophila suzukii, 916 nucleotides. RefSeq lists its product as uncharacterized. Lineage: Eukaryota; Metazoa; Arthropoda; Insecta; Diptera; Drosophilidae. The record is from RefSeq and is a predicted model, not a curated record.